Messenger RNA from Fulvia fulva, 717 nucleotides. RefSeq lists its product as uncharacterized. NCBI's taxonomy places the organism in Eukaryota, Fungi, Ascomycota, Dothideomycetes, Mycosphaerellales, Mycosphaerellaceae. The transcript has 2 exons. The coding region runs from base 1 to 717 and encodes 238 amino acids. The record is from RefSeq and is a predicted model, not a curated record.
AUGGGAGUUGUCAUUUCGAAGAGCACCCUCAACCCGCUGUCCUUCGUGAGCACCAUCAUAGGCUUUGUCUCAUUUGUCUUCACGCCGGGGACAUUCCUGAAAGUACAUGCCUACCUCACGAACCUCCGGACAGAGCUGCUGGAAGAGAAAGCCAGCAUAAAGAUCAUGAUGAAACAAUGCCGCAAAUAUCAUCGCUUGGCCAAGGCAGAAGGGGGAGAAACGUUGCUUGGUAUCGAGUUGGACAAUGUGACACUCAAAAAGAUGGAUGAUACCAUCAAACACUUGAUGAAACAGUUCAAGGAGUUGGAGAAGCCGUUCUUGCAACCAGGCACUGCUGGUAUCGAUGGCUGGAAAGACCACAGGCAUCGUCGGCGAACUAGCUCGGCCUCGCCGUACUACGAACACUCAGCUUUGCGUCGCCUCCGGAGAAAGCCGCCGGACGAACUUGCAUAUGACGAAGCAUUCUGGGCGCAACGAACGCAGUAUGCCGAGUUUGAUUUCAAAAGACGAUUUACUUGGUUGACGAAGAAGUCCGAGGCGCAGAGCCUCUUGAAUGCUCUGAGCAGAGUGCAGAUUCGAAGGAUCGCACGUCAGGUAGGCGGCAUGUCGACAUUGAUGCACGAGUAUGGAUCCAGCACGCUUCAGACAAUGGAGGCAGUCAGAAGGAUGGAUGACCGGAUGAGUCGCAUUGUUGGCAUCCGCCGCGUUGAUGAUUGA